This is a messenger RNA of Strongylocentrotus purpuratus (purple sea urchin), 5071 nucleotides long. Its product is annotated as WSC domain-containing protein 2-like. NCBI's taxonomy places the organism in Eukaryota, Metazoa, Echinodermata, Echinoidea, Camarodonta, Strongylocentrotidae. The coding region runs from base 58 to 1023 and encodes 321 amino acids. Gene Ontology annotation, molecular function: sulfotransferase activity. The record is from RefSeq and is a predicted model, not a curated record. The transcript has 4 exons.
GGAAACUAUAUUGGAAUUUUCCUUGGUGAAUCUCCUCUCUUCCUUUGAUUUGAUGUCAUGGCUGGGGCAAAGAACAAGCCAACCGGCCCCAGCAACUUUCUUUUGUGGUUACUCCAUCGCAUGUACACGGUAAGGAUCACCAUACUAUGGGUCAUGACCGUGCUUCUGGUGUGUGUGUUCCUGAUCUGGGGCUACGUGGAUCAGUUCUGUGAGCAUUGUGUGGAGCUGGAUAACCAGAAGCAAAUGGCAGGAGGAGAUGGGAGGAUCCAGCAACGGGAUCAGUGGCCGACAGCCAGCAGCAACUCAUGUAUGACAGUGAAUUUUGCCGAGGAGGGCAGUCAAUCGCUUGUAGCAUUGGCCAGUUAUCCAGGCUCGGGCAACACCUGGCUGAGGCAUCUAUUGGAACACUCUACCGGCAUUUAUACAGGCAGUGUCUACAUUGACAGGAGACUCAAAGAGGGCGGUUUCCGCGGAGAGAGUGUCAACUUUAUGAAGAAGAGUGUCCUUGGUGUGAAGAUGCACCGAUGCAGUAAGAAUGAGCUGGGAAAGUUUGAGGCACUUAUCCUUCUUGUCAGGAACCCGUAUCAUGCGAUGAUUUCAGAAUGGCAUAGAUACCACUCCACUGGACAUGUGAACAAAGUUGAUGAAGAUACAUUCCACACGAAAGAAUGGGAGGACUUUGUCGAAGAGGAAAGCAGCCAUUGGGAAAGAAUGAUGCGCAACUGCUUAAAGGACUCUCUUAAAACCAAGGUCGUGUUCUACGAAAACCUUCAAACAAACUUGGAAUUUGAGCUUGCAAAUCUUCAUCUAUUUCUCAGGGUACCUAUCGAUAUUGAAAGAUUAAAGUGCGUGAAGGGCAACUCCGAGGGGAAGUUUCACAGGGGGGCGGAUCAAGAGUUUGACCCCUAUACAGAAGAAAUGGUUGCUAAAAUCAACAAGAGGAUCCUAAGUGCUGCUGUUGCACUCAAGGAGAGGGCAAAUGUUAAAUUUCCGGUGGAUUAUAGGAAAUUACCCGGUUCAUAGCACAGGUUUCUUGAUGUGUAAAGGUGGAUGCAUGUUGAACUGUGGACCGCAAAUUGUAGGUGCUAUCUAAUAUUAUCUACUUUAAGCUUUUGGAUAAUAUGUUUUCUGCUACCAAAUCCAAGAUAUUUCGUUCCUUAACUUAAAAAAAAAAAAAAAAGAUAUGGGAGCAUGCGGCCUCACCCAGGCAGAUGUUGAAACCCAGAAUGCUUGGAGAAAAGCCAUAAAGGAAAUGGAACGUCAUCCAUCCCACAACUUGAUGACUAUGAUGUCACUGACUUCAUCACAGUUUUCAGUGUACCUGAUGAUUCUGUGAAGUUGACAUAACCUCUAUGGCUUGAAUGAGAACGAAUAAAAAAGAAAACGUUAUAUGUGAUGAUGUUGAAUAUUGAUAAUUUUUUUCCUUAUUCUUGGAAACGUAUGAGACAGCAAAUGACCAAAUACCUUUCGCCCUUCCCUCCAUAAAUCUUAGUUGCAUAAAUUCAGAGGAUAAAACAUGAUGGAUCAUAAUCUGUAUAGUAUUUGUUUAAUGUUAAUCUUUGUUCAGGAGGUCAAAGUCCAACAUUAGUCUCAUUCAUUUUGAUAUCCUUUCAUACGGUUACAGACAACGAAUAUCAGCUGGUGUAGAAUGUAUAUUAAAAGGUUCAUAUUAACAAGAAGUUAAUGCACUGUAUAUAAGCACUCCAUACAAGCAAGCAAGACGUUGUUUCUUUUGUUGUUAUCAAAGGCCUCUCGCAAAUUGGCAACUUGCAAAUUGGCAACUCAGAUGCUCAGUACUUGUGUGAAUAGUUACAGGGCCUUGCAUAUUUUUUUGUUAUUGAAUAUAUGGUUACAGUAGAGUGUAUUGAUUAAGUCAGUGGGGCCAAACGUAGAAGGAUGCCAAACAAGAAAUGGCCAACUCAUUAUUUUAAUGAACACUCUAAAUAUCAGAAUUAUGGUCAUUUAUGAUACUCAAACUGGGUUUUUAAUUGUGACAGCACUUAAAAAAUGCCAUUUACGCCCAUAUUUUCUUAUGUUCUUCCUCAACUUCUUUCCCAAAUUCAGUUUAUUCAUUACGAAUAGAACAUAAUAUCUUCUUGUUACAAACAUUCCAAGAAAAUUAAUCCACCUCUCAAAGUACAGUAUUAUUUUACACCAAUUGUUAGAUAGAUCCCAUUGUGAUUUUCUGUAAAGAUUGCAGGCAUGUUCUUGUUUUCGUAAGAGUGGAAUACGCAGUUAGUCGAGGGGGGGGGCGGAAGGAAUAUUUUUAUCAGAAGUUUCUAGAGCAAUUUCCCUUAAGCACCUCCCAUUAAACAAUACAUAAAUUUGUGUCCAGAUGUACAACUUAUUGGUAGAAUUAUAUGUUAAUAAGCUUCUUCUAUAUGUGCAGCAGUUUCGUAGUACUACACAUACUUAUUGUGUAUGUUUGUGUGUGAUGUCUUUUGUUCAAUUGAGUGCAUGCGUGUAUGAAUAAUGAAUUUUGUUAUUUAUUUCAUUUUCAUGUUCAGUGUUCCUAUCAUUUGACAUUCUAUACAAAGUCAGCAAACCAAAUAACUAGAAUAAACCAUAUGACUAUUUUCAAAGGCACUCAUUGCAAUGAGUGGAGAGAAAAAUAAUCACUACGCAUCUCUUUAUGUACCUUCAUGUAAAUGUUUAAAACAUUUUUAUGCCUCCGCCCACCAAAGGUAAGAGACAUUAUGUUUACGGAUUGUCCGUAUGUGCGUAUGUGUGUCCGCCUGCUUUCUGGUUAAUGCAAUAUCUCAAGAACCACUUGAGAUAUGAACUUCAAAACUUGACGAUAGUACUGGUAUGUAUCAUCAUGGGAAGAGUAACUAGAUUAAAGGUCAAAGGUCACAGAUCAAUUUUUGAAAUUCUAGAUAUAGCCUUGUUACCGCAACGUCUCAAGAACCACUAGAGAUACAAGGCUCAAACUUGGUGAUAGUAUGUAUCAUCAACAUAGGAAGAUAAUCCAUUUGGGUUCAAAGUUCAAAGGUUACAGAGGUCAAUUUAAGAAAUGACAUGCUUUAGUCUUGCUAUUGCGAUAUCUCAAGAACCAUUGUGAUAUGUCACUAAUAAUUCCAACCAUUUUGUAUACUGGAUUUAGGACGAAGACAUAGGAGAUGCAGUCGCAUUUGUCUUGUUUUAUUAUGCAAUCAUUAUUUUUUCCUUUAUGUAAUCAACAUUAUUGUUAUCAUUCAGAUUUGCAUUUGCGGUAGUGGUGUCUAGUUGUCUUAUCUGUAUUUGUAUAUGUACAAAUUGAAAUGCCUUGCAAUAUUGUGAAUUCCUUUUUUUUUCUGUCUGUCUCAAACAAAGUCAAGUAGCCUUUGGGCUUAGCUUAAGAAAAGCAUGAAGUACAAGGGCUUAUUUUGCAAUUAUUAUUCUUUCACAGAUUAGUUCUUAUUACAUGUAUCAGUAAAUUUGUACACUUUACUUUUCGUGUAGGAAGACAUGAAUGAUUUAAUGAAUAUGAGUAAUACCCGGUCAUAAUAUUCAGGAUUUAUAUAGCACUUAAUACAUCUAUGAUGUCUUAAAGCACUUUACAGAUACACUAUUACUCUUGUAGUGUACCUUCUCUACUUCAUGGAGAGCAUUUGAACUAACGCUUCAUUGAUGUAUUUUUCAUAAAACUUUUUUAUUAAUAUGGGCCAUGGACAUCAAGUUCUGGUUUGCCUGCACACAAAUUAUGCACAUUCUCUACUCCCUGGGGAGCAUUCUAAGCAGGCACCUUUAAUACAACCACUCACAAUGCUGAACAAACAGCAAUGAUUGUGAAUAUGCACCAUUUUGUAUGAUUAUACCCAUGUGUGGGGAAAAGAAAUAGUAUUGUCAUCUGUUUGUUUAUUAAACAAUGAUAUGAUCUGAAAUGUGAAUAUAUAUAUAUAUAUAUAUACAGAAGAGAUCAAUAUAUUUGAUAUUUUGAAAUAUCACUGAAUAUAUGUAAUGAGAGGUGGAAAGAAACUUUUUUAGGUAAUGAUUCCGAAAUGUGAAUAUGUGAAAAGGAUGGAAACGUGUAAAUCAACUCAAAAUCACCUUCUCGUUCUUUGCAUUUUAUCCUGACUGAAAGGCUGAUGAACUGUGCUGUGAGCACAUUAACAUUUAUUUUGUCAUGUACGAAGCUUUAAAUAAAUAUGUACAGUUAUUGUGGGGUCUAUUAAUAUAUGGAGGAUAUAACAUUUUCAGUUUCAAGAAGUAGUUAAUCAGAAUUUGUCAACUAUUCUGUUUGUAACAUUCAUGGUCGAGCGAAAAAUAUUCAUUUGUGACUGUGAGCUAGUGGAUUUAAACUUUAUUAUCUUAUGUUUCCACUUAUCUACUAAUGGUUGAAAUUAAUUCAUGAGAAUUUAUUCAACUGUCUAAUAUUUUUACUAAUCAAUCUUUAAUAUUUAGAACUUUCUUUAUAUGCAUGUAUUGCCUUAUUAAUAUUAAAGGCACUUUUUAUUCCAUUAACAAAUUGGGUACAUAAAUAGGACAGACAAGCUGGACUAACAAAUUAUAUUAUCAGUUGAUGUUGUUUCUGUUGAAGUAAGUCAUGAGGUAGGGUUCAUGUAAUGAAGUUUUUGUUUUAUAACUGAAUUUAUUGAGGAAAAUCCCAGUUAGUAUUUCCUUUAUAUUGGUGUAUCAUUUUAUUGAUAUGUUUGAAAUACUUGUAAUUCUUUUACAUGUAUGUGUAUUGUAAUCAGUAAAAGGAAUUUACAAAAAUAUUCAAAUCCAACAUUUUCAAAAGAAUUUUAAUUAAAGAAAUUUUGGAAGUGUCUCUUGUGGAUAAAAUGAUAAAGUUUGAACUUACACUAUUUCUAAAGAAACAGAACCAAACUGCUUAUUUUUUAAGUAGUCUUUAUUGUAUUUAACUUGUUUUUUAUAGUAGUUAUGAGGGUGGGUUUAUCUAGUAUUGUGCUCAUCGUUAAACCUCAGAAAUGGAAUUUAAAAGCUUAGGGGCAUUUUGUUUUUUUCCGUGCUUUAUAAUUUUAACAUUCAGUAUUACCUAAAAAUUGUACAUGUAUUAUCUUUCAUGUACUAUCGUGUCACACCUUGCUAAACGUGCUGAAUAAUGAAUAAAGAUUCAUCAUCAACUGGA